This is a messenger RNA of Athalia rosae (coleseed sawfly), 1217 nucleotides long. Its product is annotated as putative N(4)-(beta-N-acetylglucosaminyl)-L-asparaginase GD10667. The transcript is spliced from 5 exons. The coding region runs from base 193 to 1062 and encodes 289 amino acids. The record is from RefSeq and is a predicted model, not a curated record. NCBI's taxonomy places the organism in Eukaryota, Metazoa, Arthropoda, Insecta, Hymenoptera, Athaliidae. Gene Ontology annotation, molecular function: N4-(beta-N-acetylglucosaminyl)-L-asparaginase activity. Gene Ontology annotation, cellular component: lysosome. Gene Ontology annotation, biological process: protein deglycosylation.
UUCAAACCGGGUUAUUCAACUUGAACAUUAUCAUUGGAUGAGCAAUCUUGCACAGUGUAUAGGUUUAAAAAUAAGUACCAAUCAGCAGUCACAAUUCAAUCAACGACUGCUUGGACAAAGAUUUGAUAGUGGUAUUUGUCUGCUUGGAAUGUCCUGUACACAAAAAAACGUAGCGCCUUAGAUGCUAUAGAAAUGGCAUGCAGUUUGUGUGAGCAACUUCAAUGUCGCACUACCGUUGGAUUUGGUGGUAGCCCAGAUGAAAAAGGCGAGACAACCCUAGAUGCAAUGAUAAUGGAUGGAGUUACAAUGGAUGUGGGUGCUGUUGGUGGAUUACGUCGAAUCAAAAAUGCUAUCUCAUUAGCACGCAAAGUCCUGGAUUAUACCAAACAUACGUUAUUGGUUGGAGAUCAAGCUGCCGAGUUUGCAGUGAAAAUGGGUUUCACUGAGGAAGACUUACACACACCCAAGUCCAAGAAUAUGUGGUUAAAUUGGUUGACCAAUAACUGUCAACCAAACUUUUGGAAGAAUGUUACACCAGAUCCUGGACGGUAUUGCGGCCCAUAUCAUACAAAGUUCGGUAAAAUUGAGGGCAGGAUUCAGGGUGCAUCAAACAAAGAUAUAGAUCAAAAUAAUCAUGACACAAUCGGCAUGAUUGCAAUUGACAUUCACGGACAUAUCGCAGCUGGCACAUCCACCAAUGGUGCUAAAUAUAAAAUUCCAGGACGUGUUGGUGAUUCUCCCAUUCCAGGAGCUGGGGCUUACGCGGACCAAGAGGUUGGAGCUGCUGCAGGCACAGGAGAUGGAGAUGUCAUGAUGCGUUUCCUUCCCAGCUUUUUAGCUGUAGAAGAGAUGCGGCGAGGAUCUUCGCCAGGAGCUGCUGCUGAGACAGCUAUUCGACGAAUAGCUCAACACUAUCCAAUGUUUUCUGGUGGAGUUAUUGCAUUGAACAAGCAAGGUGCAUAUGGUGCAGCCUGCAAUGGAAUGCAAAGUUUCCCGUUUUACAUAAGUAAUCCGUUGGUUGGAGAACCAACCUUAAACCAUGUACAGUGUAUCAAAAUAUGAUUUCAUUGUUCUUCAUUUCUUUUGUGAGCUUAUAUUUCGGAGGUUCAUAAGAUAAGAUGUGAUAAGGAUAAUGGAAUAAAACGAAUAUCAAUAUCCUGUAGCAUAAUAUACCUACAAACAUGAUGUUCGGAAAAUACAUAGUAAUCUAAAAACUU